Monomorium pharaonis (pharaoh ant) is the source of this 561-nucleotide messenger RNA. RefSeq lists its product as uncharacterized. The record is from RefSeq and is a predicted model, not a curated record. The coding region runs from base 331 to 552 and encodes 73 amino acids. The transcript has 3 exons. Lineage: Eukaryota; Metazoa; Arthropoda; Insecta; Hymenoptera; Formicidae.
GCCCACAAAUCGAAGAGUGAACGUAAAAAUUUACGCGACAGAAAGCUCGUGAAAAUUGUGUUUACGACAAUGUGCGUGCGAGACCGCACGUGAAAUUUCGUAUAAAACCACUCGGGUGAGAGUGAUUUUAAGUGAAGUGAAGUGGUGCACCCAGGAACUAUUUUCAGGGAAACAGGUCCACAGAUUGUUGUCUAGUACGUUGACUUCAUGCACGGUUCAUUGAUUAUGUUCCCAUUUAUAAGGCUGGCUGUGAAGGAGGCUUUUAGUUACCACACGGCUGCAGUCUUGGAAGAGUUAAGCGCACAUUUUGAGCAUAUAUAGAAUAUAAAUAUGCUCAAGCUCGGAAUACACAUUCUAUUUAUGUUGGCUAUAACAAUGGAUUUAGUAUCGGCAAUGCCGUAUCCCGACGGCGGUCAUCAUGAACACACGCACUUCAUCAUUCACGUGCCGCAUUUCAUUCACAAGCACCAUCAUACACACGUGAAGAAGAUUUACAUACCGGUUAAGAAACACGAUGACGACUACCAUGAACAUGAAGAUGACGGCUGGUAAAUUAUUUUG